AAACUUCCAAAGACUAAUACGAAAUUUCUACGGUUCGACGCAUGCGUGGCCCACAACCGCUAUGACGUUAACUCACCAGGUUAUAACAGUAGAGUUUGGUCGACAUGUUUUAUAUUUUAUUCCUUAAAUUUGUGCAGAUUUAGCGUUGGUUUAGCGGGUAUAUUUAGACAAAAUUAAGUGCAUUACGUGUACGGGGGCAUGUCCAAAUGUUUACGCGUGUGAUACAUGCAUAGAAUUAAUACUAUUAUUUCUAUGGAUACAGGUAGAGAUAUGUCAUCAAUUGGAACUGCACCAAAAGAAAUGGCAACUCUUACAGAAUCUAUUAAACUAUACGAUAAACUCCCCACCAGAGAAGAUGAUGAAAAAAGUUCAGAUGAAGAAAGUUUUCAUUUACCAAUCGAUGAUGAAGAGGCAGAAAAACGAGAUAUAACAUUAAAUGGAAAAGAUGAGAGCGAAGAUGAUAUAUUAGAUAAAUUUGAAGAUGCCAACGGACCCGAAAUCGAUCCACAAUUAGAAGAAAGUUUACUUGAGGAGACAGAUGAAGCAACCAAACCUAAUAUAGAAAAUACUGAAAAAACGUCCACAAAAAAAGAAGAAAAUAGUGAAACAAGUAGUGAAAGUGUUAGUAAAUUAGUGUCAAAUGAAACAACUGCACAAAAUUGCGAUGAUACAAAAUCUGAUGAUUAUGUUAACGAAGAAAAUAAAGAAUGCAGUGAUAACAAAAAAGAGGAAGAUUUAAAAAAAAAUGAAACUUUUGAAAAGGAUACAAUUAUUGCAAAAAAUACCAUUGUUGAAAAAGAUACAGUUCCUGAAAUAGACACGAUUGUUGAAAAAGAUGCAAAUGUUGAGAAAGAUACAAUUAUUGAAGAGGUUAAUAAAACAGGCUUAAAAGAAAAUGAUGAAAAUGUAAGUGAAAUAAAGGAAUGCGUCGACAACGAAGUUAUUGACAAAGAAGUUUUACUGAAUACAGAAAAAAAAGAAGAACAAGAGGAGAAAAUGGAAUGCAACAAAGUAAAUGGUGAUAAGAAUAUAGAAACAGAAGAUACACAAGGAGUUGAGGACACAAAAAAGACUGAUGAAGAAAGUAAAGAAUCGAGCAUUCAAGAUGUAGAAAAGCCAGAAAAGACUGAGGAAUCUAGUGAAAAAGUCGAAACUAUGGUUGCCGAAUCUGAAAAAUGUGAAAAUUCGAACGAUUCUUCGAAAAGCACCAACUCAGAAUCUGAUUUGCUGGACAUUUCCAUAAUAAGGGACGUUGAAGAAGACGAUGCAAAUGCACGAGAGGAGCACGCUAAGGACGUUGAACUUACAGAUAAAGUCGAAAAUGAGGAAGAGGAAAGUUGCGACAAGGUUUCGGAAUCUGAUGUGGACAAUGAACAUCAAGAAGUUUUGGAGAAAGAAGAGCAAAUGGAGUUCGAUGAGGAAUCCUCUAGCAAAGAGGAUGAAACUAGUGUAAUUGAAAGUGAAGUAAAACAGCCAGAAGAUAUAGUUGAACCGGCUGAAGAGGCAGAUAAAGCAAUUUCAGAAACAGAGAAAACUAGUACAAUUAAAGAUGUAAGUGUUAAUAUAAAUGGUGAAGCUAUGGAGGAGAGUCCAAUAGAAGAAAAUUUGGAGGAUAAGGAUGAAGCUAAGGAAAAAGAAGUUGAAAAUGAAAGUAUUGACAACGAAUUGGCUAGUAAAGAUAAAACCGCCGAACCUGCCGUAAAAUCUGGAAAACGGUCGUUAUCUGAGGCAGAUAGCGAAAUAGCAAAUAAAAAAAUAAAAUUAGCCGAAAGUGAAAAAGAACUUAUAGCUCCCGUUGAUAUUGAAAGCGAAAAGCCACUUCCUCCGGAAGAACCCAGUAUUCUUUCAUCGUUUGCUUCCUUUAUGAAAAACAAAAAAGUAAGCACAAAAUUGACCCGCUCUGACUUGGAACAAUUUUGUCUGCAGAAAAUUUGCGAGGCAAUAAUUCACAAAACCGAUGUCGGGGAAUUGCAUCAAAAAAUUAAACAAUACGAAGGCACAAUAGAUCAAUUGAGAAAAGACGUUACGCAGUUAACUAAACAGGCUAGAGAUUUAGAAAUAGUGAAUAAAAAAUUGAUGAACGAAUUAAAAGUACAGAACGGGAACAAAAAACCUUUGGUGCCGUUAAAAAUUACGCGGUCCGUUGGAUUGCAAGUUAAGUUAAAUUUUCCUCCUGAUAACCCGAGAAAGAGACUUAGUACCAAUAACUCGCCACAGAAACCUGGAAAUGUCACGCCCGGACCUGCAACUAGAGUUAUUAGAGCUAAUCAACCCAACGUGAGACAGGUGGGUAGUCCUCAAAAAACAAUGUUGUCAAAAGCUUUGCAACCCCGUAGGCCAGGCGUUGUUACGCCAGUUACUCAAAAGCAGCAGCCGCAAAAACGACCGGGACCCCAGCCAAGAAAUAAAAUAAACGAAUCAAAAUCCGCCUCGGUCAUCGACUUGACAGACGAGGAUGGACCUAAAAAAUCCGGCAGACUUAUGCCUCUCAGCCAAAUGAAAACGGUCACAGUUUCGCAAAACAAAACCAUCCCCGUGGGAAACAACAAGACUAUCACUGUCAAUCAGACGAAAACGAUACCGUUAAAUCAACAAAAAAGUUCCAACGUUAGAACCACGAUACCUCAGGGUAUGAGGUUAACGCCCACGCAGCUCAAAAACGGUAAUAUCACGUUACCUGGCGUGGUGACUUCGAGCGCCCCCUUGAUGUAUGUGGUGCAACCAACGUCUUCGCUGAAUCAGGGAAUCAUGACCACAACGGCGGGAGGCACUCAAAAAGCCGUAAUAGUCAACUUCCAACCCACAAACGGAGUUCUAACAUCAACAUUAAACGGCUCCGCAGUAUCUGUGAUACCGACCAAAACUGCCAACACUGUACAGCUAAAAACCCACAACCCAAGAAAACACCCGGCGCCACUGCCGAUGGCUCCGGUUCGGGUGGCGGGUUCGAUGGACCUUAAGCCGAUUCCGCCUAAACCACACUUAAGUAUACGAAAAACCGACACCGGCAUAAUGUUGCAAUGGAAGAUGCCCUACAGUCUGGACAAUUAUGAGACCAUAGCCAGUUAUCAGUUGUACGCCUACCAGGAAACCAAUUCACCUCCAAGUACUGACAUGUGGAGAAGGGUGGGGGAUGUAAAGGCUUUAGCCCUGCCAAUGGCCUGCACCCUGGUGCAGUUUGCCGAUAAAAAUAAGUACUAUUUUGCCGUAAGGUCAGUGGAUGUGCACAAAAGAAUAGGCCCUUUUAGCGAUCCAGAAGAAAUUUCAUUGUAAAUUGUGUAAAUUGCAUGUUUAUUAGUUUAUUAUUUAAGAACAACUUUUUUAAUUUAUAAAUAUAUUAAUGAAUUCAAUAAAAUAAAUCCUAGAAACAUUACAUAA
Messenger RNA from Brassicogethes aeneus, 3378 nucleotides. NCBI's taxonomy places the organism in Eukaryota, Metazoa, Arthropoda, Insecta, Coleoptera, Nitidulidae. The record is from the annotation of a GenBank genome assembly.